UGGUUCCGCCCAGCGCCGGCUGCAGCCGCCUCCGGGCGCUGUUUGCUUCCAGUUCCCUCCCAGUGCUCCCAGUAAGAGCGGCACUGGCAGGGAAAGCGCUCCCAGUUCCAUCCCCCUGCUCUCAGGAUCGCUCCCGGUGCUCCCAGGAUCGCUCCCAGUGCCGCGCCUGGGGCAGUUGUUUCGGAACCCGCCCAGGGCAGAGCGCGGCUGCUUCUGGGUGUCGGCACUGCCCGGGCCGGGCUGGGACGGAGGAGGAGCGGGAGGAAGAGGAGGGAGACCGGAACAAGAGAAGGAAGAUGAGCAUCCCCAACACCACGGGACUCCCCCGCCCGCACGCUCCGGCCGCAGCUCCCCCGGCUCCGGCUGCAUCGCCCCCCCGGAACCCGCAGCAUGAAUCACACCUAUUUACCACAGCCCGGAGCAGGGAGAGCGCAGAGGGACGAUCCCGGAGCCGGGGGACAAACCGGCUGCCUGGAGGGGUGCGGGAGGCUGGGGAUGAGCGGGCUCUGGGCCCCCUGAGGCUGAAAGGGGCGCUGACUUCUCCAGCUGCACUUGGGCAGCGGGACCAUCAAACCCAACAUACUCAACCUUGUUUUCCCCCUGUUAUAAAUGAUCAACGAGAAAGCCAAAUUUAUAAAUGGGAAAGAUUUUAUUUUUGCGACCAGAAAUACGGUCCUCUAAAAGCCACAGUCAAAGAGAGCGUCAAGCCCGGGGUCGGCUCUGGGUGAACCUGGACCCGACCUCUAUCGCAUCGGAUCUCCCUCUGUUCACAAAUGCCGUCUCCGAUGGGGCUGUUUUUUACAGUUUUUUCUGCCCGAGUCAGAGGUGUCCCGAUUUCUUGUCACCCCGCAUAAGUAUGAAGUUUCUUUUUACUGUGCAGGGCUGGACAAUUCCUAUUUCUUGGGCGGUGGCGGGUGCUGAUCAUGUCAGGAGAACUCAUGUAUUCAGAUGUAUUUUUUUGACUGUUACGCUGGCAGUUUAUAUACAGACACGAACAGGAGGGGGCUACUGGAAACAGUGUCUUGAGCUUUUAUGUUUCCAGCAUCAAUCUCAUUACAUUGUUAUGACAAUGGAGAGGAAAGAUGCUACAGCUUGCUGGUCCAGCAGGCAGAAAGCCAAAGAAACUUAGUGUUACAAGAUACCCUAAAACAGUCUCAAUCUCAGUCUCAGCCAAUCACAUAGAGCAAAAGCAUAUUGACAGUAGUUCUAUCCAAUAAUCUGAAGCACACGUAAUUCUGGUUAAAACAAUAGCGGCCUUUCUCCAUCACAAUGGCUCGUUUAUAAGAGACAAUGCACAGAGCUCUAUUCAUAAUUAACCUUCUAAAAUAUACACUAAAUAAACUUGUUGCAACUUAGAAGGCCCAUCUACACAGCUCUUAUUGUUCUAUUUCCCAUGUCUUCCCUACAGCUUAGAAAACUUUUCUGCUGCCUUAGCACUGUUCACAAAUUUGCUGUCUGAGGCCUGUAUUUAACCACCUUCCUAAAACCUUCUGAUUUUUAUGGAUUCCCACAUUUGACAACUUUGAUUAUCUUUAUUGAUGAUACUUAUCAAGUAUUGAUGGUCCUGGGGUGUUCCCGGGUGGUUCCAGGGGAAGCUCAUCUCUGCACCAGCCACGUUCUUUUAUUUGAUAAAGACGCAUUCUUUUCCUGCUGCCACCAGGAGUUUCACAACUUCAGUGAGGUAAGCUGUCUCUAGGUUGUCCAUGGUCAGAGGCUCCUGUGAUGUUUAAUUUAUUUUACAAUUUUAUAAUUUAUUUUGUAAUUUACUUUAUACAUUUUCCCCCUACACAUGAAUUACUUUACAUUACAUAUUACACCUCCACACCAGGAUUUCCCAUUCCCAAACUUGGCCCAAUGCAGGAGGCCGUGAGGAAGAGGAAGAUGUCCCGGGAGCCCCAGGCAGACCAGGAGCUGAGGAUGGAGACCAGGGAGGGCAAAUCCCCACAGCAGUGCCUCGUGGAAGAGGCCAUUUUGAGCGGCUCCACAGUACAGGAAUCCAAUGGGGAGGAAAAGCCCCAGAGAUCCCUCCUGAGGAGGGGCUGCAAAUGCAGAUCACGGGGAUCCAAGGAGGAAAGACCCACCCUGGGCUGGGGAGGCGGCCGGAGCUCGGAGCUGGGGGUCCAUGAGCAGCUCCAGGAUGAGGAGAAUCCCCACAAGUGUUCAGAAUGUGGGAAGAGCUUCAAGUUCAGAUCCAAGCUGAUCCGCCACAUGAGAAUCCACGUUGGGGAAGGGCCCUACAUAUGUGGGGAGUGUGGGAAGAGCUUCAGGAUGAACUCUGAACUGACCAUCCACCAGAGAAACCACACCGGGGAACAGCCCUACGAGUGUGAUAAAUGCAGGAAGAGGUUUCAGACGAGUUCCUGUCUCGUCAGGCAUCAGCGGAGUCACAGAGAUGAGAGGCCCUUUUGCUGCCCCCAUUGUGCAAAGAGCUUCAAGGACAAGUUUGUCCUUGUCACCCACCUGCGCAUCCACAGUGGGGAGAGGCCCUACGAGUGUCCUGAGUGUGGAAAGAGCUUCGCCCAGCACUCCACCCUGACUGCCCACCUGAGGACCCACACAGGGGAACGGCCCUACGAGUGUGCAGAGUGUGGGAAGGGCUUCAGGACGAACUCUGAACUGACCAUCCACCAGAGAAGCCACACCGGGGAACAUCCCUAUGAGUGUGAGGAGUGUGGGCAGAGCUUCCACAAGAGCUGCCACCUGACCCGGCACAUGCGAAUCCACACAGGGCUGGAACGGCCAUACAAGUGUGGGGAGUGUAAGUGUGGGCAGUGUGGGAAGAGCUUGAGGUCGAGGUCUGAACUGAUUGUCCACCAGCGGAGCCACACCGGGGAGAGGCCCUUCGAGUGUGGGGAGUGCGGGAAGAGCUUCAUGUCAAAGUCCCACCUGGUUGGCCACCAGAGGAUCCACACUGGGGAGAGGCCCUUCGAGUGCGAUAAAUGCAAGAAGACGUUUCCAAUCAGCUCCAGUCUCAUUCUGCACCAGCAGCUUCACACAGAUGAGAGGCCUUUCCGCUGCCUUGACUGCGGGAAGGGCUUCACCCGCAACUGCAAUCUCGUCACCCACCGGCACGUCCACACUGGGGAGAGGCCCUACAAGUGUUCUGAGUGUGGGAAGAGCUUCUCAGGGAGGUCUGCCUUGACCAGACACCAACAGAGCCACCACUAAGGGCAGCCUUGUGAGCGCCCCGUGUGCGGGAAGAGCUUCGUGCCCGUGACACCCUUUGUCUUCUGAUUUUGGGUCCUUUCCUCCCACUUUGAUAUGUUUCCCUCUGUUUUGGAUCCUUUCCCCCUCUUUUGCGUCCCUUCUCCCUAUUUUGGAUCCUUUCUCUGUCCUUUGGGUCCUUUCGCUUUUUUGGGUCACUUCCCCCCUAUUUAGGGUCUGUUCCCCCCUAUUUUGGAUCCUUUCCCUAUUUCCAUCCUUCCUCCCAAUUAUGGGCAUCCUCCCCUUUGACUUUGGCAAAUUUUUGGGUGCAUCCCACCCUCCAACCCUCUCCCUACCACUUAACCCCUCACCCCCUUCCCCUCAGGUGUGUCCUCAGUUGUGUCCCCAGCCGCCGCUCCACACCACAUGGACUCAGUGCUCACCAUCCUGGAUGCCCUUGAGUCCCCAGUCCAGGACUGUGGAUCUCCUUUUCCAGGAGUUCCAGAGCUGGCCUGGCUUCCAGGGGACACCAGUGGCACUGGGGCUCGGGGUGGGUGGCCUGGUGGGGUUGCUGGGACGGGGUUUGGGGUCAUCUUGGCACUGACCGAGGGUCUUGUGCACUCUGCAGUAAGGAGUGGCUGGAGAGUAUGGGAUGGAUGGGAGCAGGAGAGGUUGGACCCUGGUCCAGAUGGACACGAGACCAUGGAUCCCACUCUGGAUGGACCCUGGUCCAGAUGGACACCAGAACCAUGGAUCCCAGCUGGACACUGGUCUGAACAGCCCCUGGCCCUGCAGCCCCCCAGCCUGGCCAUACCCUGGCCCACACUACUGUCCCACACCACUGUCCCACCAGCCCAUCCCAGUAGCCCCCAACCCAAAAUCUCCCAAAAUAAACCCAAUUCCAGAACAUCAGCUCUACAUGGCCCCUGCAGAGCAAGGGGGAAACUGAGGCACGGGCUGGGGGAUAACUUUGUGGUGAUCGGAGGGGAUUUGGGACCCACCCUGGAGACCCCAGAAUGAGCACCCACCCCUCAAAUUGUCACCACAGCAUCCAAGUCCCCCCAGGCGUCACAUCAGGGGGACUCGAGGAGCCACUAUGACCCUGCAGUCCCUUUGAGAGGUGACCCACAGUGUCCCCUCGGUGUCACCGGUGUGUCCCCAGUGGGAGCAGCGGCAUCACUUCCUGGGGCACAGGUAAAGGGGGAGGAGGAGGAGGUGAGGGUGGGGGAGUGCAGGGUCGCACAGCAUCCUCGGGGGGGUGGAAGUGGUGAGGGAGACGCCAAAAUGUGGUCAACCCCCCUCCUGUAGGAUGUGGGUCACCCCUCUCUCUUUGGGGCACUGGUGGCAAACUGGCGGAUGGUGGUGACAAAAAGAGCAAGUGCCACUUCUGGGAUGUACCAGAAAGGGAGUCCUGUGGUGCCACGAAUACCCUCCCCGCAGAGGGGAUGACAAAGGGAGAAUCAGAGGGGUCUCCAGGGUGUGGGGGAGGGAGGGGAAGUGUGACGGGCGCGCAAAAGAAACAACUCCGGUCCCACACGGGGUGGGAGUGAUAGUGGAGCCCUGGAAAAAGUUAAAGAUAGAAUCUAAAAUGUUAAGCUUUGUGUUUUUCCAGAUCAACUGCACCUGCAUAAGCAGUAUGAUAAAUGAUAUAAUUGUUAGAUGUGAUGAUUGUUUAGUAAUUAAAUAUAAUUUUUAUAUAACCAUAAGAAGAAUCAUGAGAAACUAUGUUGGAAAUUUAAAGGGGGGCUAUGCUUAGCUGAAAUCUAUGUAUACAAUAGAACGAUAUAAGUUUAAUAAUUAACAUGAAAGUUAUAUAACAAUAGAGUAUAAAAACAUGAUCAUCUCGGAUGUAUGGUCGGAAUCAGAUUUGGGUAAUACCCUGAUUCCCAGAGCUCUUUAAUAAAA
Molecule: messenger RNA, 5049 nt
Organism: Melospiza georgiana
Lineage: Eukaryota; Metazoa; Chordata; Aves; Passeriformes; Passerellidae
Product: zinc finger protein 501-like
Exons: 3
Coding region: 1723-3168 (481 amino acids)
Biological process (GO): regulation of transcription by RNA polymerase II
Molecular function (GO): DNA-binding transcription factor activity; RNA polymerase II cis-regulatory region sequence-specific DNA binding
Source: RefSeq, a predicted model, not a curated record